Messenger RNA from Exophiala mesophila, 1935 nucleotides. RefSeq lists its product as uncharacterized. Gene Ontology annotation, molecular function: ATP binding; protein kinase activity. Bases 209 to 1792 code for a protein of 527 amino acids. The record is from RefSeq and is a predicted model, not a curated record. Gene Ontology annotation, biological process: mitotic G2 DNA damage checkpoint signaling; protein phosphorylation. Gene Ontology annotation, cellular component: site of double-strand break; cytoplasm; nucleus. The transcript is spliced from 2 exons. NCBI's taxonomy places the organism in Eukaryota, Fungi, Ascomycota, Eurotiomycetes, Chaetothyriales, Herpotrichiellaceae.
GGGACCUGCAAUGCCUUCCUUGUCCAACGGCUCUGCUGGCGGAGCAAUUGUCAUGACACGCCGCCACCCCACAAACACAGGCACACAGAACAGCAAUAACCAGCAAUAACGACAACCAACAGAUCUCAGAUACUCGACUUCAUUUCUGUCGAGAUGCGCUCAUGCACCCGGACACUGACGAGAACCUGAGCUGGAUUGUCGGCUCAGUAUGAACAACAUCUCCCACUCGCAGUUGGCGCCUCUUCCCAGCCAGGUCCCUUUUCGCAUUGUGUCUGCCACAAUUGGAUCAGGUGCAUACGCAUGUAUCAAGAAAGCCGCCCCCCUAACCGAAGAAACUCCAAUAUUUGCCGUCAAAUUCAUAAACAAACACUAUGCUCACAAGUAUGGCCGCCUCAAACAAAAACAGCUCGAGAUGGAAAUUGCCCUUCACAAGCACAUUGGCCUCCACAAGAACGUCAUUGAAUUCUACGACCACGGCGACGACGAUGCUUGGAAAUGGAUUGCUAUGGAGCUAGCAGAGGGCGGUGAUCUCUUCGACAAGAUCGAGGCCGAUGCUGGCAUUGCCGAGGAUAUUGCCCAUGUCUACUUUACCCAACUUGUGAGUGCCGUCAGUUUUAUGCACUCGCGAGGAGUCGCCCAUCGAGAUAUCAAGCCCGAAAAUGUGCUCGUGUCCGCCGACGGAGACCUGAAAUUGGCUGACUUCGGAAUGGCUACCUUGUUUGAGUACCAUGGACGCAAGAAGCUGGCAACCUCGUUGUGUGGCAGUCCUCCCUACGUUGCGCCAGAAGUUCUGUCGUGUAGCACACAUGCUGGAAACAAAGGGCGCGGUUAUGCUGCCGACAUGGCAGAUGUCUGGUCGUGCGGAGUGGUCCUGUUUGUCCUCCUUGCAGGCAAUACACCUUGGAGUCGGCCAGUCGAAGAGAUGGACGAAUACGGUCGGCCUAAUGAAUACAGCGAGUAUGUUCAAACCAAUGGCAAACCCAACGACGAAUUAUGGGAUAGCCUACCAGCUCAAGUCCCUUCCUUACUGCGCGGCAUGAUGAGGGUUUCUGCGGAGAGUAGGUACACAAUGGAAGAUGUGCGGCGACAUCCGUGGUUCACAAGACCCAACCGGUACAUGGACCAGAAAGGGCGUCUUAUUGACCCCAUUACUAUGGCCACCAACAUGUUUGAGUCUUUGCGUGUCAACUUUGAAGCCGAUCCCUUGGCUCACUCACAAAAGGCCUCGGUCAUCGACCACCAAAUGGACCUGGAUGCUGCUGCAGGUGACAAGUUUUCCUCGACACAGCCGAAUGUUCCUGCCGAAGACAUGCUCUUCGACUGGGACCUUCCCCGCAAUCACAUGAUAUCCAGUACGCAAGUGGGCGCAGACAUGUUGCAAGAUGAGCCGGCAAUGUCACAAUACUCACAGCGUCCAAAGGUUUCGAUGACGCUGACGCAGAGGGCCCGACAGUUUCGCGAUAUUCUCCCAGCGCAAAGCUUGACAAAGUUCUACUCGAGCUGGACCAUGAGUCUCCUGGUGCCGCAUCUCCUCGAAGCGCUGAGUCGCCUCGGGGUGCCGACGGCGCGCAUCCCGCGCCCUGAGCGACAGGAGCUGGAAUAUAGCAUUCGAAUCCGGAGUCAAGACACGCGGGGCUGUCCCCUCAGCGGCAACAUUGUGGUGGAGGUCAUCAGCGACGGACUUGUCCAAGUCUGUUUUGUCAAAGGAUCUGGAGACCCGCUGGAAUGGCGCCGCUUCUUCAAGAAUGUCACCGUUUUCUGUCAAGACGCCGUCCUCAGGCUGAACGAUUGAGGCGUCUGUGGUGAUCCCAAGGAUAGGUCUAGUUCUGCAUACGACGGCGUUGGAAAGAUAAGAAUAAAUUACAUUGUCGAGCGACAAUAGAGGGAUGCAAUGGUUAUAAUCACGAUGAGUAAGAUGGCACGCUCCAGUUGUCU